This is a messenger RNA of Planococcus citri (citrus mealybug), 1850 nucleotides long. RefSeq lists its product as uncharacterized. The coding region runs from base 474 to 1442 and encodes 322 amino acids. NCBI's taxonomy places the organism in Eukaryota, Metazoa, Arthropoda, Insecta, Hemiptera, Pseudococcidae. The record is from RefSeq and is a predicted model, not a curated record. The transcript is spliced from 5 exons.
GAAGUUUCCCUUCCUCGUCCUCCCUCAUCCAUCAAUUGAGUUUAAUUAUUUUAUCAAGCAAACUGGAAUUUAGCCUAUGUUAUGUUUGGUUUUCGAUUCGACGGUGUUUAAUUUAUUUUAAUUCAUCGCAGAGUUGAAUAGUAGUUGAUGACGACGAUGUGUAUUUAAUGAAUUCUCUGCCCAAGUAGAUAAAAUUCACGUCAGUGUUUCGUUAAAUUUACAACUAGUUGUGUUUCAAUAAUAUCAUCUGCUGAAUGUAAAUCGCGUUAUAAAUAUUCAUCUGGGACCACCUGUAACUCAUCGUAGAUGCAUUCGGACCACUUCUGAGCUUAUUUCAACUUUCAAGCGAAUUGACGAUAUGGAUUCCUGUUGACUUUAUAAUCAAGCAACUUAUAAAUGAGACUCUAAAGCUAUCAAUCAGCUUACACGAGUAAAGACUGCGUAUCGAAGAGACGACAUGAUCGUACGACGAAAUGACCAAGCAUACUUUACGAGACCCCUCAAACAAACUACUCUACGAUCCACCGGAUACUCUAAGACAUGGCCGAAUACGAGACGUCCACUACACCUCGAGCGUAAUGUCAUCGUCGACCAGCUCAGCUAGUAAAACUGCCACAUAUUGUUCAAUCGGUGGCCCCGGUCCUCCGACUUUCUACGAUCAAGUAAACACGAUCCAAAGUUACCACAGCGGCUCAGCAUCGCGUUCAAAAACACUUCCUAGAAACACCACCACCACUUUAUACGAUGAUCGUAGCUCGUCUUCGGCCAGUGCUAACCGAACAGUUUACUAUAAUCGUCCUACGACUAUGGUCAGCAUCGGUGGUGGAAAUGCUACCAUCGAACGAAGACCUACAUCAGCCAAUAGUAAUUUAUCCACAGAAGGAAUCGUGUACCCUUGCGGAGGUCAUUGUCGAACUUUCGAACGCUGUUUUCAUUAUUUUUUACAAUUCUUCUUCGUUAUCGGUAUUUUAGCCGGGAUGUCGUUAGUAUUGGCAUCGUUCAGACUCCAUUACACGCGUCAAUCCGACGACCAAUCUGUAUUAAUUUAUAUAGGCGUUGUAAUAGCUUUAGUUUGCACGCUGCUGUUAUCUAUUCAAUGCAGUAUCGAAAGAGAAGUCAAAAGAAAGAAAAGGAAACGUAGAAUAGCCGUUUUAUUAGCGAAAAAUAACCGAAGCAGGGUUCAACUACCUUUACGUACCAUCGAACCGGAUCGUAAUACUUAUACGGAGAUGGCUGUCGUAGCUGCUCCUUUGACUCAUCCGGCAGCGCCGGCUCCGAUGACUACUUUCUGCCAAAUGCCCCUCAUAGCCCAAGAUUAUCAUUAUUCGACUCAAAAUAGUAUUAGUAACGAAGACAUGGAAAGGAGUCAGAACGGAGUUCCUUGGUGGAGAAGACAAGAAGAAAGACGGAUUGUCAAUAACGAAAACGUCGUCCAACUUUGAAAAAAGUGGUAUAUUUUGUUGUCCUAUUUUUUACAUCACGUUCUGUUUUCUUUUUUUUUCAAAUUUUUAUAUUCUUCAUCUUCACUCUAUGACUUUGCGAGCUUAUGAAUAUGUCUAUUUUACCAUAAUAUUGUUCAAUCUGUUUACCCGAAUAACGUGUGCCUUGAGUUACAGAUUUGCUCAGAUUUCUACUUACAUAUUUAUUUACGUAUUCGAGUUUAGAACGCAGAUUACUAGCCAUGUUUUUUUUAGUGUAUAUCGAAUUUUAUUUAGUUCGUAGGUAACUUAUUUCAUUUUUUUUUUACAUUGAUAUUGCGUUUUUAUCUAUUUUUUUUCUUUUUUGUAUAACUUCGUAAUCUCUGUUGUCAUAUUUUAUGUAUUAAAUGUUGUUUUUUUUUUGUUGUUUUA